Hypanus sabinus (Atlantic stingray) is the source of this 5208-nucleotide messenger RNA. RefSeq names its product MCF.2 cell line derived transforming sequence-like 2 (gene mcf2l2). Gene Ontology annotation, biological process: intracellular signal transduction. The transcript has 35 exons. The record is from RefSeq and is a predicted model, not a curated record. Gene Ontology annotation, molecular function: protein binding; guanyl-nucleotide exchange factor activity. Bases 187 to 3936 code for a protein of 1249 amino acids. Gene Ontology annotation, cellular component: cytoplasm. NCBI's taxonomy places the organism in Eukaryota, Metazoa, Chordata, Chondrichthyes, Myliobatiformes, Dasyatidae.
CUUUGCGUAGCUCUUCCACUUGGACUCUGACAGGAAUGUAUUGAAGAUAUAGAAAUAAUCUUGUCUGAAAUAUCUGCAUCAGCUCCUGUAUCUUGAAUGGAAUAUUGCUGCUGGGAGUGGCACUUGGCUUUGUGUGUUUGAGACGCCUCCACGGGAGCGGCUGUAGAUUUGGACCUGAGGACUGAGAUGCUCCUCUGUCUAAGGGAAGAAGAAAUGUCACAUCAAGAACUCACACAGCGACUGGUCAAUGUCAUCACUCAUGUUGAAAAUGGAUUUGGUACUUCAGAGAUACUAAGUGAAGCCUACAGAUAUCCAGCUAAAAACUUAUACAGCAGAAAAGAUGAGAUUAUGCAACAAGAAAUAAGGCCCCUACUUGCAGUUGAUAUCAUCGAGCAACUACAUAAACAGUUUGCUAUCCUAUCAGGAGGACGAAGCAGAGAUGGCGCACCAAUCAUCACUUUUCCCGAACACACUGACUUUGGGGACCUUUCUGAUGAGGAUUUUCUUAAUGUUGUAACAUACUUGACCAGCAUUCCAAGUCUGGAUGCUGCCAGUAUUGGAUUUAUCAUAAUUAUUGACAGAAGAAGAGACAAAUGGAGUUCAGUCAAAGCAUCAUUAAUGCGUAUAGCGGGAGCAUUCCCAGGGAACCUGCAGCUUGUGUUUGUGCUACGGCCUUCCCGGUUCAUCCAGCGGACCAUUGCAGAUUUUGUUAUCAAGUUUCAGCAAGAUGACUUUAAAAUGAAGGUACCGAUCAUCAUGUUAAAUACUAUAGCGGACUUGCACAACUACAUUGAGAAAAGUCAGUUAACAAAGGACUUGGGAGGUACUCUGGAAUAUUGUCAUAAUCAGUGGAUUCACCAUCGAACUGCCAUUGAAAACUUUGCAAUGACUGUAAAGGUGACAGCACAGUUGUUACAGUCGUUCGGCACUGAGCUUGCAGAAACGGAAUUACCCAAUGAUGUCCAGUGUACAAAAUUGCUGCUCACCACUCACUCAGAAAAACACAAUGAUCUCAAGGAUAAACUAAAAUCGGCAGUUACAGAAGGUAAUACUUUACUGGUACAUAUUAAGGAGCCAGUUACUAAAAAUCCUAAUUAUAAUCUGAAUUCUGAUGAACUGGAAAAUAUGGCUACUGUUGAAAGGUUACUGAUACAACUGGAAGAAACUGAAAAUGCUUUUGACCAGUUUUGGUCCAAACACCAUCUCAAGCUUGAACAAUGCCUACAGUUACGACAUUUUGAACAAGACUUUCGAGAGGUGAAGACCAUUCUGGAUUGUCUGAUGGAAACACAGGCAACAUUCACUGAUAUUGGCGACAGUGUAGCGUGUGUGGAACACCUCCUAAAGGAACUGCAACUUCAGGAGGAGAACGCACAGGAAUCCUUAAGAAAGGCACAAUCUUUAGCUCAGCACGGAGACCAGCUUAUCCAAAGCAACCACUAUGCCAUCGAUUCCAUCCGACCAAAGUGCAAUGAACUUAGACGUAUAUGUGAUGAUUUUACCAAUGAAAUGAAGAAAAAACAUGAUGUUCUUGGAAAAUCACUUGAAGUCCAUAGGCAAUUGGAUAGUGCAAAGGAAUGGUGUGAAACAGGGAUCUAUCUCCUAGCAUCUCAAGCAGUGGAUAAAUGCCAGUCACAAGAAGGAGCAGAGGCAGCACUCCAGGACAUCGAGGGUUUUCUGGAAACUGCUGCACACCACAAACUAACUAACCCCAAGGAGUUGCAUAAACAAUUUGAACUCUUUCUUACCUCAGAAAUUAAGGCUAAAAUACAGGCACAUCUCGAAAAGCUAGAAAAUGUUUAUGAAAUGUUUGAAAAACGUCAAGCUAGUUUAAAGAAACUAGCAGCGAAACAGACUCGUCCAGUUCAACCUGUUGCCCCACGACCUGAAUCAUCUCCAAAACGUUCCUCACCAAAACCAGUUAAGGCACCUGUACUCACUCCCAGUAGAAGGAGUUUAGAUAACAUUAGCAACACAAAGCUGCCAAUUGACACAGAAUUAGCGAAGAAACGAAACAUAAAGAAACCAAAAGGAAACUUAAAGAUUGAGGUGAUGCUUGAAGCCAGUCAAGGGGGAUCCAGUCCCAUCCAAGUGACAACUGAAAGUGAAGAGAACCUGUCUACAAGGAGGAGGCAUAUCAUGAAUGAACUGAUUGACACAGAACGGGCAUAUGUAGAAGAACUCCAGAGCAUCAUUGAGGGUUAUGCUACAGAAAUGGACAAUCAAGAGCUGGCUCAUCUGAUCCCAGCUGCACUUAAGAAUAAAAAGGAAAUCCUAUUUGGAAAUCUUCCAGAAAUCUAUGAUUUUCAUAAUAGGAUAUUUUUGAAAGAGCUUGAAAAUUGCGUGGAGAAUCCUGAGCUAGUAGGAACAUGUUUUUUAAAGCGAAAAGAGGAGUUACAAAUUUAUGAAAAAUAUUGUCAGAACAAGCCCCGUUCAGAAGCCCUCUGGAGACAGUGUGGAGAUUGCCAAUUCUUUCAGGAGUGCCAGCAAAAACUGGAUCAUAAACUGUCAUUGGAUGCCUACCUUUUAAAACCUGUUCAGAGGAUUACAAAGUAUCAACUUCUCUUAAAGGAAAUGCUGAAGUGCAGUAAGAAUUCAGAAGGCACUGCUGAAUUGGAGGAAGCACUAGAGACAAUGAUUAGUAUAAUUAAAUCAGUGAAUGACUCAAUGCAUCAAAUUGCCAUUACAGGAUUUGAGGGCAAUUUAAAUGAUCUUGGGAAACUCUUGAUGCAAGGAUCCUUUAACGUGUGGACAGACCACAAGAAGGUUCACAGCAAGGUCAAAGACUUGGCACGGUUCAAACCAAUGCAAAGGCAUUUGUUCCUAUACACAAAAUUACUGUUGUUCUGCAAGAAAAGAGAGGAGAAUGCAGAUGGGCAUGAGAAGUCUCCCUCAUACAGCUUUAAACAUUCGCUAAAGAUGAGUGCUGUUGGUAUCACAGAAAAUGUUAAAGGUGAUAUUAAGAAAUUUGAGAUUUGGUACAAUGGCAGAGAAGAAGUAUACAUUAUUCAGGCAUCAUCGGUAGAACUGAAGAAUCUAUGGGUUUCUGAAAUACGGAAAGUACUAACAGGACAAUUGCAAGCCUACCGAGAAGCAAGCCAGCUAAACCAGAGGAUCCAGGAACAUGUUUAUCAAGCUCCAUUGACCACUCCGAACAGAUACAUGAGGAAAUCAUCUUUACAGCAACAAGACAACAAGGGUGAAACAUCCAGUUCAGAACUAAACAAGCAACAAGAGAACUGCAGCUUCAAUAACAGACAAAAGAGAGAAUCACAGUCUAAGGAACCAACAGUAAUCCGUCGUAUUUCCUUAGCUUCCUCCAUCAGUGCUUCACAAAGCAAAGGAUCACUUUCUGGCCCAGAUGUUAAAGCUAAAAGAUAUGAAAUAAAGAGUGAUCCAACCCCACUGGGGUUUGAAGAUCCACUGUCCGACCCUUUCAUGACGGCAGCAAAGCGUCACAGCACAACCAGCUCUGUAACAAGAUCAGUUUCACAAACAGGCUGGCCAUGUAAAACAAUCCCAUCAUUGGACACCACAGAGGAUUUUGAAACGAUUCCUUCAAGUAUGGAUGAACUUUCCAACUCGUCAGAUAUAGAUGAAGAAAUAUCAAGUAAAACUAUUCCAAGUCUAUUCCGGGUAGAGGGCAUCUGUGAAUCCAAUUCCACUGAGGAACUUGCAGUACAGAAUGGUGAAGUGGUUGAGAUGCUGCAAGAGGGAGAAGAGGGACAGUGUCAAGUAAGAAGUCUGGUAACUUAUAAAGCAGGGUGGAUUGCUUCCAGCUUUCUACAGCCAGUUGGCUCAGAACUAAACCCGGAUCAGACUGAUAAUAAUUCAGAUUUUUACAGUGACAUGUGUACAGCAGCACUCGCUGAUAGUGAAGACAAGGAGAGUGUGCACCUCGAAAGCUAUACUUCAGGGACCAGGACCGAAAGCUGAUCUUGCUGUAACCUUACUUUGUCCCUCAAACUUCGGGCUUCUGUCAGGCCUACAACAAUGAAGGUUCUUGGAAUACCUCAGUCGCUGGGCACAUGAAGUGAGAAAGUACCGUGUUACUGCUGAAGAAUUGCAUAGCUGUGUGUAAAGAAUUGAGUUGCUUUGUUUGUAAUGAAUUCAUUUGUUCAUGACAAGUGCUCCUCAGUGGUAUAACAGGAUGAGUGUUAGCAGGGAUCAUGUUCUGAAGACAUAUGCAAAUCUGUUUUAUGCAGUUAAUGUUUUGGCCUUCCACUAAUCUAUAUUGCUUGAUGGAACAAACUAAAUUAAAUGCAGUUCAAAUGCAGUUAAUAAAUCCAAUUUGGAGGCUUUUGACAUGUCAUGAUAAACCAAGCCAGUACUUCAUGCUUUAACUUUUGUUACAGUGCUUCCACAAGCACACAGAUAAUCUGUUUGAUCUGAGCCCUGUGGUAUUUCAAGUUACAUGAUGUGAGCAAGUACAGAGGUAUCAAGGGGCUAAACAUCAUCAUAGGUGGGUACACUGAUGACGCAAGUGAAAAGAAUUUUCUCAGGAAAUAGUUUCCACUCCUCAGAGGAUGUGUGCUGGUCUGUACUUUGUUAGAUGGCUGUGCUGUCGUGCAACUUCUGCUCAACUAAUAGUGGCCUUUAGCUACACCUUUGAGACAACCACUGUGGUGAGAAAGAAAACCUAAAGAUUUGCAUGAAAAGUGACACAAUACAGCCAGUAAAAGAUGUUCAAACUGCUGAUGAUACUUCAUUUAAAGGUACUGUAUGAAAGCAGUAGGAUGGUCCAUGCUGCAUGCUGUAAUUGUAUUUUAUUGAAUAUUUCAACAGGAUCCUUAUACUUUAAGGCAAACUUACUUAAUUUGAAAGGUAUAAUGAAUCUUCUAAAGAUUGAUCAAUGUGAAAUGUUUUGUGUACCUUUAUCAGAGACAGGUGUAAAUUUAUGUGAGGGAUGUUUUUGCUUACUGUAUGAUUUGCAGGAUUGGAGGCUAAUGUUUGAUUAUGACUAAACGUGAAUAAAAAGAAGGGAGCAUUGGUUUACUAUAAAGUUCAGACAAUGAAAUAACCAGAUUAUUUGAUCUUGUUGAGAUAAAGUAUGGAGAAAAGAUGAAAUUUCAUCACAUCUCCGCCAUAAAUUGGCACAGGAGCAUAGUGAUUAGCAUGACGCUUUCCAAUACAGGCAAACUGGGGGGGGGCUCAAUUCUCACCAUGACCUGUACGUUCUCCCCAUGGCUGUGUGGGUUUCCUCCGGGU